Molecule: messenger RNA, 1110 nt
Organism: Marchantia polymorpha subsp. ruderalis
Lineage: Eukaryota; Viridiplantae; Streptophyta; Marchantiopsida; Marchantiales; Marchantiaceae
Source: the annotation of a GenBank genome assembly
GCGCGUGAGCACGCGGGCGGGCAUGCGAUAGGCGUCCGAGGGCCAGCGCCAGCGCCAUACGAAGUUCGCAACGAGUGGAGCGCGAGCGAGCGAGCGAGUCGGAGACUGCGAGAGAUCAGAGACAGAGAAGCAGGCGAUUCUCUGCGGCCAUGGCUGCAUCUGCUUGCGUCUGCCGCUUGGCUCCUGCCCCGGCCGCGUUCGUCUCCUCGGCGCUUGAUUCUUCGUCUCUCUCGACCCACAGAGCCUCGUUCAGUCGUUGCAAAAUCGCGCUCAGAAAUGGCUCUUCUUUCACCCAAAUUGGAGAACCGCAGCGCGGCAAUUUCGUUUUUAGAAUAAAUGCGGGUGAAAUUGGGGACUUCGGAGCAAGGGAUCCUUUCCCGCAGGAGAUUGAAAGCAACUUCGGAGACAAGGUCCUGGGACAUGCAGGAACCGAGCACAUUAUCCUCAUUCCUAGCUCUCUUCUGGGUCUGUCGGAGAAGAGCUGCCAACCUUUGGAGCCUGGGACCCAGCCUCUAUCGGAAGUGGAAGCGAAAGCGCUGCUCCGAAAGGUAAUUGGCUGGAGACUUAUCUCAAAUGAGAAAGGUUUGAAGAUUUUUUGCGAGUGGAAUGUAAAGGAUUUCGGAUCAGGAGUCACCCUUAUAGACAGAAUUGCAGUUGUAGCCAGUUCCGAGGAGCAUUAUCCCGAACUUCAUCUCGAGCGUGGAAACAAAGUCAGAGCCGAAAUCUCCACCCAGUCCAUCGGAGGUCUGAGCGAGAACGACUUUAUCCUGGCUGCCAAGAUCGACAAGAUCCAAACUUCGGAUUUAGUGAAGAAGACCAGGUUCUGGGCUUGAGAUUCAUCUUCAUGAAACAGAUGAAGAGGAAGAAAACAAGUUAGCUACCGUAGGUCACAAAUACAAAAUUGAAUAACCUCUUUAGGACCCACGCAUUCUAAUGCACUCCAUUAUUUUAGUCAAACAUAAUUUUGUAGAAAUGUAGUGCAUUUCUACUUGCCCCUAUCUCGCCUUCACAAGAUGGGUGUAACUCGUGUACUGUACUGUAUUUGAUGUUCCACCCAAUUACAGAUUUGACUUCCGAUUGCAUCUGGUCUUCGUUGGACAUUCUUUACUU